AUGUCAUGUUUCCUUUUUACAAUACAAACUUACGCAAAAGUACCGGUUAUCUGCGACGAAAAAACGUAUGAGCAAUGGAGAUUUGAUCUUCAUCACAGAUUUGAUGAAGUAUCUCAGUACGACUGUCCUUCGUCGUCUUGUGGUGGCCAGUGUGUUGCACUUGUGAAAUGUGGUUGUGGAGCUCCGUAUACGGGAUUGUGGUCUCCUGGUUAUAACGUGGCCGCAUACUGUCAACAUGGUACAGGACAUGUGGCAGCGGGGACAGCUAUAGCAACAUUUGAGCAUGGAACAUACAAUAACAGGUGGACAGAUCAUACUGCGGUAUUCUUGCGAUGCAGUGGAAAUGGAAAAUUUCAAGUUAUGGAACAGGCUUGUGAAUUCAGUUGCAGGCUGGCUGAGUAUUCGUCAUACAGCUCAUAUUACCACCGGUUUAGCGUCAUCCUUACAGACCGGGGAAAUUUGAAUCCAGGUCACCACUGCUCAUGGAAAUACAGUGGUUGUUAAACAUUUCAAAGACAAUGUGCAUUUUUGUUUGACAUUCAUAAUUUUGGAAAUGAUAUAUUGAUAUACAUAAAAAUCAAAUAUAUAUAUAUUCUGAAUCUAAACAUA
Molecule: messenger RNA, 609 nt
Organism: Mytilus trossulus (common blue mussel)
Lineage: Eukaryota; Metazoa; Mollusca; Bivalvia; Mytilida; Mytilidae
Exons: 4
Coding region: 1-504 (167 amino acids)
Source: RefSeq, a predicted model, not a curated record